Molecule: messenger RNA, 3854 nt
Organism: Ictidomys tridecemlineatus (thirteen-lined ground squirrel)
Lineage: Eukaryota; Metazoa; Chordata; Mammalia; Rodentia; Sciuridae
Source: RefSeq, a predicted model, not a curated record
AUAAAUUCCUUGUAUUUGACACAGUCUUCUUUCUCUGUAUUUUUCUAGGCUAUUCAGCUUGACCCUGAAGAAGCUUGUCAUGCUAAAAGAAAUGGACAAAGAUCUUAACUCAGUGGUCAUUGCGGUGAAGCUGCAGGGGUCAAAAAGAAUACUUCGCUCCAACGAGAUCAUCCUGCCAGCUAGUGGCCUGGUGGAGACAGAGCUCCAGUUAACCUUCUCUCUUCAGUACCCUCAUUUCCUUAAGCGAGAUGCCAACAAGCUGCAGAUCAUGUUGCAAAGGAGGAAGCGGUACAAGAACCGGACCAUCUUGGGCUAUAAGACCUUGGCUGUGGGACUCAUCAACAUGGCAGAGGUGAUGCAGCACCCUCACGAAGGCGCUCUGGUGCUGGGCCUGCACAGCAAUGUGAAGGACGUCUCAGUGCCAGUGGCAGAAAUAAAGAUCUAUUCACUGUCCAGCCAGCCCAUUGACCAUGAAGGAAUCAAGUCCAAGCUGUCUGAUCGUUCUCCUGAUAUUGACAACUAUUCUGAGGAAGAGGAGGAAAGCUUCUCAUCAGAGCAGGAAGGCAGUGAUGAUCCCUUGCAUGGGCAGGACCUGUUCUAUGAAGAUGAAGAUCUACGGAAAGUAAAGAAGACCCGAAGGAAGCUGACCUCAACCUCAGCCAUCACGAGGCAACCUAACAUCAAACAGAAGUUUGUGGCCCUCCUAAAGCGGUUCAAAGUUUCUGAUGAGGUGGGCUUUGGGCUGGAGCAUGUGUCCCGGGAGCAGAUUCGGGAGGUGGAGGAGGACUUGGAUGAGCUGUAUGACAGCCUGGAAAUGUACAACCCCAGCGACAGCGGCCCUGAGAUGGAGGAGACGGAGAGCAUCCUCAGCACCCCAAAGCCAAAGCUCAAGCCCUUCUUUGAGGGGAUGUCGCAGUCCAGCUCACAGACGGAGAUUGGCAGCCUCAACAGCAAGGGUAGCCUCGGAAAAGACACCACCAGCCCUAUGGAAUUGGCUGCUCUAGAAAAAGUCAAAUCUACUUGGAUUAAAAACCAAGAUGACAGCUUGACCGAAACAGACACUCUGGAAAUCACCGACCAGGACAUGUUUGGAGAUAUUGGCACAAGUCUGGUUGUACCAGAGAAAGUCAAAACUCCUAUGAAGUCCAGCAAAACAGAACUGCAAGGCUCUGCCUCCCCCAGCAAAGUAGAAGGGACACACACACCUCGGCAGAAGAGGAGCACACCCCUGAAGGAGCGGCAGCUCUCCAAGCCCCUGAGUGAGAGGACCAACAGCUCUGACAGCGAGCGCUCGCCUGACCUGGGCCACAGCACACAGAUUCCAAGAAAGGUGGUUUACGACCAGCUGAAUCAAAUCCUGGUGUCAGAUGCUGCCCUCCCGGAAAAUGUAAUCCUGGUGAAUACCACUGACUGGCAGGGCCAGUAUGUGGCUGAGCUGCUCCAGGACCAGCGGAAGCCUGUCGUGUGCACCUGCUCCACCGUGGAGGUCCAGGCUGUGCUGUCCGCCCUGCUCACCCGGAUUCAACGCUACUGCAACUGCAACUCCUCCAUGCCGAGGCCAGUCAAGGUGGCAGCUGUGGGAGGCCAGAGUUACCUGAGUUCCAUCCUUCGGUUCUUUGUCAAGUCCCUGGCCAGCAAGACCUCUGACUGGCUGAGCUACAUGCGCUUCCUCAUCAUCCCCCUCGGUUCUCACCCUGUGGCCAAAUACUUGGGCUCAGUCGACAGCAGAUAUAGUAGCACCUUCCUAGAUUCUGGCUGGAGAGAUCUGUUCAGCCGCUCAGAGCCCCCAGUGUCAGAGCAAUUGGACGUGGUGGGGCGCGUGAUGCAGUAUGUCAAUGGGGCAGCCGCUACACACCAGCUGCCUGUAGCUGAAGCCAUGCUGACCUGCAGGCAUAAGUUCCCUGACGAAGACUCCUAUCAGAAGUUUAUCCCCUUCAUUGGCGUGGUGAAGGUGGGCCUAGUUGAAGAUUCACCCUCCACUGCAGGUGAUGGGGACGAUUCACCUGUGGUCAGCCUUACUGUGCCCUCCACAUCUCCACCCUCCAGCUCAGGCCUGAGCCGAGAUGCAACAGCCACCCCUCCUUCCUCCCCAUCCAUGAGCAGCGCCCUUGCCAUUGUAGGGAGUCCCAAUAGCCCAUAUGGGGAUGUGAUUGGCCUCCAGGUGGACUACUGGCUGGGCCAUCCUGGCGAACGGCGAAGGGAAGGUGACAAAAGGGACGCCAGCUCUAAGAACACCCUCAAGAGUGUCUUCCGCUCAGUACAGGUUUCCCGCCUGCCCCAUGGUGGGGAAGCCCAGCUUUCUGGCACCAUGGCAAUGACCGUGGUCACCAAAGAGAAGAACAAGAAAGUUCCCACCAUCUUCUUGAGCAAGAAACCCCGGGAAAAGGAAGUGGAUUCUAAGAGCCAAGUCAUCGAGGGCAUCAGCCGGCUCAUCUGCUCCGCCAAGCAGCAGCAGACUAUGCUGAGAGUGUCCAUCGAUGGAGUCGAGUGGAGUGACAUCAAGUUCUUCCAGCUGGCAGCCCAGUGGCCCACCCAUGUGAAGCACUUUCCAGUAGGACUCUUCAGUGGCAGCAAGGCCACCUGAGGCCCUGCCUCCUGGCUACUCUCCCUCCUGGCACUGCCAUCCAGCCUCACCGCCUGCGGGCAGGGGGAGGCCAGCAGGCCGGGCCCAGAACCCCUUUCCUGGCACUGGGGCCAGCCCUCCACAUGCCCAGUCCUGAAGGACACUGCCACUGGGGAUGCUGCCCUCCCCUCCCCACUGCCCAGCCCCAUUCCUUACUACCCCUCCUCCCUCCUGCUCCAGUCCCAGGGCAGGUGGGUUCUGUCUUCUGGUGCCCAUGGUCCCUGGAAUUGAGUCCUGCAGGCCUUCCUUCUCCUGGCCCUACCUCUUUCCUUCUGUGGCACCAGUUCCCUUCCUGGAAAUAGGAAAUGUGGGAUCCUGGUCCACAGUGGGAGAGCCCAGGUCUCCCCACUCCCACCCCAGCCAUCAGGCUCUCAUUUUCCAAGGCCCCACUGCCAAAUACCACUCACCCACCUGCCCCCAGUGGGGCAGGCCAGAGCCACUCCCCACUCCUGUAGGGACCUCCUCCUGUCCAUGACUUCCCAGUGGAGGGUGAGGGGCAACUGAGUGAUGCCGUGUGUUUCUGGAAUGGAGGGGCCUCCCCCAUGCACGACUUCCUAUCCCAGCCCACCCUGUCCUUGUAUAUGUCAGGUUUCCUGAGCGUUUCUUCGGUUCUCUGCACAGCCAGUCCCUCGGUUGUUUAUGUAACCCCCCGUGCACCAUCCUGUCCUGUGGCUUCCUCUUGCUGGUGAUGUUCUUCCCUCAGCCUUCCUGCUCCUUCACCCAGCACAGCUCUGCCGGGCAUGAGAGGUGGAGGCAGACCCUCUGUCCACUGGCCGUGUAUCUCCCUUUCCCAUGUCGACUUGUCUCCCUCAUCCUCCUACCUCCUCCAUGUCAGGGCAGCUGGGCAAAGGCCUCUCCACCAGGUCUCCCCUCCAGCGGCCUCUUUUCCUCCCUCUUGACACCAUGGCAGAUCCUGAGCCCUUCCUUAGCUUCAUCCAGCUGUUCUCAGGAGAGGCUGAGGGCAAGGACACAGAGCCAACGCUCGGCCACCAUGCCACUGGCACUCCAGAGCUUCUCUAUCACCCUCACUGCUCCCUAGAAGUUGUGGCACAGAACUGCAUUUUGAAAGUGUUUGCUCACUCUCCAUGCCUCCCCCAAAGUCCUCUAGCCCUUCCCUAGGCCUGGCCCUGCUGUCCAGAGCAUUUCCUGGGCCCGAGGGUGGAGGUGAGGGUGGGAGGACGGGGUGAAGUUGAUUUUUCAUUCAAUAAACUGGUGAUUUCUUACCAACUGC